UGGCUCGGCGUACAAAGGAAAGUGGACAUCUUCACUCGUAACAAACGUAGAUAAGAGCCGCGCGCUGGCAGGUGUUGAACUUUCAGACGGUCCCUGGGAAGGUGGGAGUUUCUUGUGUUUCUUGGCUGUGGAAGACAAAACCCAACGGCGGCUUCUCUUUCCAUUCAAUGACGCCAGCCCAUCUGCGAGUGUUUUGAGGUAUGGUCCAGUGCUGAUGGCUGACUCUGCACUGUUCCUGACAAGUGCGCCCCCUGUGGAAGGGAGGCCAGCGGCGCUGAAUGUCCUGGGCCUCUUGGACUCCGCCGGGGAUGAGAACAGCACAGCUGAGAGAUGCUACCGCUCACACUCUCGCAGCAGCGUCCUCCAGGGUCUCCCCUUUGGCGGGAUACCCACCGUCUUGGCCAUCAAUGUGGUCAUGUGGAUGUUCCUGUUGCUUAUCUUCUCCUGUCUGAGGAAGGCUGCUUGGGAUUAUGGCCGCCUCGCACUGCUGAUGGACAACGACAGCCUCACGUCUCUGUUCUAUGGAGAACCAAGUGAGAAGGAAAAGUCGCCGUCAGAGUCGAGCCCCUCUGACUCAGAGACCAAGGACAUGGGUUUUUGUUCAUGGCUCACAACUCUUUACCAUAUGAAGGACGAGGAGAUCCGAAGCAAGUGUGGCAUUGAUGCCGUCACGUAUUUGUCCUUCCAACGCCACAUCAUCUUGCUCAUGACAGUGGUUUGCCUGCUGUCUUUGGCCGUGAUCUUGCCGAUCAACUUUUCCGGGAACCUCUUGGGAGACAGUCCUGAGAACUUCGGAAGAACAACACUGGCUAAUGUUAGCGCAAAGGACAGCUUCCUGUGGCUGCACGCCAUAUUUGCUUUAGUGUACUUCCUCAUCACGUUCCUAUGUAUGGCUCACCACGCCGUACGGCUGCAGUACAGAGAAGAUGAGAAGGUUGCUCGAACACUGAUGAUCACAUCAAUACCCAGAGAAAUUUCAGACCCAGGACUGAUUACCAAACACUUACAUGAGGCUUACCCCAGCUGCACUGUCACCGACAUCCGCUUCUGCUUCGACAUCAAUAAGUUAAUGAAGCUUGACUUGGAGAGGCGUAAGGCGAUGAAAGGCAGGCUGUACUUUGCCUCAAAAUCCCAAAAGGAGGGAAAGAUCAUGAUGAAGACACACCCGUGUGCUCAGCUCUUCUGCUGCGACAUUUGUGGCUUUGAAAAGGUGGAUGCGGAGCAAUACUACAGCGAGUUGGAAGAGAAAUGGACGGAUGAGUUCAAUGCUGAGAAGAACCGCAUCUACAUGAAGAGGCUGGGCAUCGCUUUUGUGACAUUUCGGGAUGAGAGAAUGACUGCUGUAAUCGUAAAGGACUACAGCUGCGUGCGCUGUCGCCGUCGACCUCAGCAGUCCAGCAUCACCACGGUGGUCCAGUCCCACCAGUGGGGCGUCCGCUACGCUCCUGCUUCCAGCGAUAUCAUCUGGGAAAACCUGUCAGUCUACGGAUCUCACUGGUGGCUCCGCUGCGUCCUCCUCAACAUCCUCCUCUUUCUGCUGCUCUUCUUCCUCACCACUCCCGCCAUCAUCGUCAACACCAUGGACAAGUUCAACGUCACCAGGCCUGUGGAGAGCCUGCAGAGUCCUAUCAUCACACAAUUCUUCCCAACCCUCCUGCUGUGGGUGUUUUCAGCCCUGCUGCCCUUUAUCGUCUACUACUCAGCCAUCUUUGAAUCCCACUGGACCAGAUCUGGCGAGAACCAGGUCACAAUGCACAAGUGCUUUUUACUGCUGGUUUUUAUGGUCCUCAUCCUGCCUUCGCUCGGUCUGUCCAGUCUGGACCUGUUCUUCACUUGGCUUUUUGACGUUAACUUCCUGGAUGAAAAGGAUGUUAAAUUCCAGUGUGUUUUUCUCCCCGACAAUGGGGCGUUCUUUGUAAACUACGUGAUCACUUCCGGGCUGAUCGGCACCGCCAUGGAGCUGCUUCGUAUCCCGGCGCUGACGGUGUACGGCCUUCGCCUCUGCUUUGCAAAAUCUCAGGCUGAGCGUAUUCAUGUCAAAAGGAGUCAGACUUAUGAGUUCCAGUUUGGGCUGGAGUACGCCUGGACCAUGUGCAUCUUUGCUGUCAGUGUGACCUACAGCAUCACUUGUCCUAUUAUUACACCAUUUGGUCUGCUGUAUGUGAUCCUGAAGCACAUGGUUGACCGCUACAACAUCUACUAUGCAUAUGUUCCCACCAAGCUCAACCAGCGCAUCCAUAGAGCCGCCAUCCAUCAGGUCAUCUUGGCUCCCAUCCUCUGUAGCUUCUGGCUGCUCUUCUUCUCCGUUCUCAGACUAGGUGUAGGUCAUCCCAUAACCCUGUUUACUUUGGUGUCCCUGCUCUCUUCUAUUGCUGUGUCCUUUUUCCGUUUGUGCCUUAAAAAGCAGCCAGACAAAUCAACAAGCUACCAGAUGUCUAACCAACCCACAGAGCAGACAUUCAAUGAUGCGGACAGGAGUACAGUUCCUUCAACCACCGCUUCCAGUCUGUUUGUGGCAUCCGUCCUGCUGGAGCCGGAGCUUGCGUUGACCCCCAUGCCCUCCCCGGCCCACCACAGCUAUGGCGCCAUGGCCAGCUCCCAAAGUUCAGCCCACGGCCCAGCAGCAGAAGAAGAAGAGGAGGAGGGAGAGGAAGAGCACACCCAGACCCGUGAGACUGAGCUUCAAGACCCCGCUGACACCUCCCGCUCCAGCCCACUCAUGGACUGUCCCGUGGGCUACCAACUCCAGCUUAGCUGCCUCCGGAGAGUGGAGAUUAUUCAAAUGAUAGGAGCUGAAGAGGACGUGAUGAAAACACUGGAUCGAAGUGAUCAGUUCCAGAAUAUUUCACAUACGAGCAAACCACACGCCAGUCGCUGUAGAUUCCAUCCUCCUUCAUGACUCUUUUUACCGUCGAGUGGCACCAAGCAAAGGCAGGCAAACUAUACGAGUCGUGCCCCUCGGACGUGAUUGGAGGUGAAAGAUCCCACCAGAGUGGGUGGUGUGAGCAGGCUCACCCUGCCAGACUGACAGAGCGCUCCGGACUCGGGUGAAAUCUGAUUGAUGGUGGCCGGAGCGUGGCGAGGCUGGUGGGGGUGGGGGAAGGGGGGUGGAGAGCGACUUGCGAAGCCAUCUGCAGUGAGAGAGCUGACAGACGGCAGUUGCAAUGUAACGCAGAGAUGUACUGUAAAAUAUGUACACCCUCCAUCCUUCCCCGAGUACAAGCAGCGCUACUCUAUCUGAAGCUUGUCGUACUAACUUCGCCAUUUAUUUUUGCUAAUGUAUUUGUUCUUUGUAUUACGCUUUGGCCUGGGUUGUUGAUUUGAUUAUUUCUUUUUCUCUUUGUACUGUGUAGUUGAGUGUUUCCCAAACGUUCUUAAGCCAAGCCGCAUGUUUUACAGUACGUUAAAUCUCUCGGCACACCAGGAAACAAAAAUGACACCAAAUGUUGUUUUUGUAUCUUCUACUGUCCAGUGGAACCUCCAUUCAUUAUAUGUCACUGGCAUAGAUAGAUAAAGAGUUUUUUCAGAGUAUAUAAUUUUUGGACCAAUUCAUUGAGUGGAUAAUUUUCCACAGCACAUAAGAUGAUCCAUUACUAGUGUGCCGUGGCUCAGUGUCUGGGAACCCCCAGUGUACUUAACUGAAUUCUUCUUUUCUUUUGUGUAUGCUACAGAAGCACAUCAUAUCAUUUUCGUGUACAUAUUCCGGUACUUGUGCGAAAUGCUGAACCAGCCACGACCCUGUGUCACAACCAAAGCCAUCAUUGCGGGCAGAUAAGAUCAUGGAAUUCUGUUCAUAUUUUGUGUACUCCAGACAGUACUUUAGAUCUCGACAAUGGCCAAAAUUAAUUUUCUAUGGCACUUACUCUCAUUAUGAUCAUGGUUGAGUUGGAGGAGAGUUUGAGUAGAAAGCAGGGUACGUCUUGGACCGGUCACCCGCAUUCAUACCUAUUGAUAAUUUAGAAUUUGAUCAACCUGGUUUUGGAAUGUGGGAGAAAGGCGGAGUACCCAGGGAAAGCCCACUCACAGACCGAGAAAAAAGACAAACUGAAAACUGGAAGGCCGGAGCGGGGAUUUGAAACCCAAACCUCAGAACUGUGAGGCCAACAUGCUCAUCACUCAUACACUGUGUUGCCAUCCAAAAACAGUCUCAUUCAAUUUUGGCAAAAAUUCUUCUAAAAGACCUAAACCUUCGGUGACAAUAUGAGACGUUAGUAAUGCUCAUAUGUAGCCACCAAGCAUCAUGAUGUAAGAUAAUAGUGGAAAUCUAGGAAAUUUACUAAAGGCCAUCCCACUGAACAAGGCUGGUCCUCGGAAAUGACUUGCACUAUUUUUUUCCAGAAGUGCGUCCGGCCCACUUCGGUGUGACCUUGCAAAUAUUCAGGGUCAUACAUCAGAUGAUUAAAAUCUCAACAUUGUAUGUUUUUCUGAAUUGUGUAGUUUUUACUAUUAGCAUGAAUUGCAAAGCAGCCCUCAUGUUCUCAGCUUCCAGCCACACCCAAAACCUAAAAAAAAGACAAAUGUACUUUUUGACGAGGAUCCGAUGCAGUUGGGAAAACUUUCAAAGGGUCGUCGAGGCUUGAUGAAACUAACCAACUGCAGAAAGUACAGCAAACAAUAAUGUAACUGCUUUCAUCCACUUUGGAACCAGAAAGCAUAAGAAAAUUGUCCGGUAGAGGUCCAUAGUGUUAAUCUACAAUCGUUCUUUUUUUUUUUUUUUUUUUUUUUUUUUUAAACAUAUAUUUGCUGUUGAAAUACCAAAACAAUGUCAACUGUGAUAUCCUAAUGGCGGUUCACUCAUUUGUAUUUGGUGGUCAGAUUUUUGUGCGAUGUGUGUAACAUGCAGUUACAAGAUUGAAACUAUCUGAUGACUCCUUGAUGAUUGUUGUUAUUCAAAACGCCCGUAUUCUGUUCAUUUACAAUCCAUCUGAAUAUGUGCAUUUUCACAUUUGUAUGUUUUUUUCAUUUUCCACUCGGUGGGAAUUUUGGAGGGAAUGUAAUCUGACUGUAAGAUGUCCGGCCACCUCCACCCCGCAAUCGUCUCUUAUUGCUGUGCCUUGAAGAACCACUCCCUUCCGUGUGACAAUCCAGCAUGGCCUGAAAUAUGCUGCACGAAAUAAAGACUAAAGAGCAGGCAAACCCAACAGUAAAGGACGACAACAACAUCAAACGCUAUUGAGGGAGAAAAAAAGAGAAAAAAGAGUGCAAAGCUUUUUAGUUAGUGGCUUUCUGGUUCUUUUCGGCAGCACACACCAGUCAUUGUGAGCUAAUUCAGGCAAUAUCAAGUUAUCAACACAGAUUGCACCUCAUUUGUCCUUCACCAUUUAAACACAGCAUGUGAAGAGAGAGUCCGACAUUGGAGGCCCGGCAAUGCUGGGUUUGACUGGUCCCACUUUUGGCCUUAGCAUGGACGUGAAAGUCUUAAAGCUUUUGGACUCCGUACAUACUUUUGACAAAUGAAAUGUAGGACGGCAUCAUUCAAAAAAUCCUUUCUUUCGUCUGUCAACGGUCUUAAGUGCUGUAAUCUGAAAUAAAAAUUCAUUCAGAUCACUCUA
Messenger RNA from Syngnathoides biaculeatus (alligator pipefish), 5552 nucleotides. RefSeq names its product transmembrane protein 63C (gene tmem63c). Lineage: Eukaryota; Metazoa; Chordata; Actinopteri; Syngnathiformes; Syngnathidae. The record is from RefSeq and is a predicted model, not a curated record. The coding region runs from base 215 to 2899 and encodes 894 amino acids. Gene Ontology annotation, cellular component: plasma membrane. Gene Ontology annotation, molecular function: calcium-activated cation channel activity. The transcript is spliced from 25 exons.